Messenger RNA from Panicum virgatum (switchgrass), 1214 nucleotides. Its product is annotated as non-specific lipid transfer protein GPI-anchored 2-like. The record is from RefSeq and is a predicted model, not a curated record. The transcript is spliced from 3 exons. Bases 337 to 933 code for a protein of 198 amino acids. NCBI's taxonomy places the organism in Eukaryota, Viridiplantae, Streptophyta, Magnoliopsida, Poales, Poaceae.
GAGCACCAGCUGUUGCCCCGCGGCUCCGUCCCGCCGAUCCCGGCCGUCCGAUGACAUGAUCCAUCCAGACGUGCACGCUCCGCGCAGCUUAGCGGCGUGCGCCGCUACGGCGGGCGGCCGGCUGCCUAUAUAUGCGAUACACCACCACGAGUCCACGAUCGCUGGGACAGGGCCGGCAGCCUCCAAAUUCAUCCAUUCAUUCCUUCCCUGCACACCCCACCGCUUGUCAGCAAACUAGCCGCCCGUGAGCUCGCCCCCGACAUCCAAAGCGGCCGGCCGGACUAGCCAGGGACCGGCCCGGCGUAGGUACCGACCGCCCUCACAGCACAGGCGCCCAUGGCGGCGCUCCUCCUCGUGGCGGUGGCGCUGGCGUCGUCGGCGCCGCCGAGCGGCGCGCAGCAGCUGCCGCCGGCGCCGGCGGCGGCUCCGUCGGGCUCCGGCGGCGGGACGAUCGACCCGGCGUGCAUGACGUCGCUGCUCAACAUGUCGGACUGCCUGUCGUACGUGACCAAGGGGAGCGCGGCGCGGCGGCCCGACGCGCCGUGCUGCCCGGAGCUGGCGGGGCUGGUGGGCUCCAACCCGGUCUGCCUCUGCGAGCUCCUCUCCGGCGCCGCCGACUCCUACGGCAUCGCCGUCGACUACGCCCGCGCGCUCGCGCUCCCGGGGAUCUGCCGCGUCGCCACCCCGCCCGUCUCCACCUGCACAGCCAUGGGGUAUCACGUCCACGUGGGCCCAGCCGCAGCGCCCAUGUCAGGCUCCCCGUCGCCCAUGUCAGGCAUGGCUCCCUCCGGGGAGGGCCCAGUGUUCCCAGGGACGUCGCCGGUCGCCUCGCCGCCGUCCUCGACCAGCCACGCGGCGCGCCGCUCCUCCUCCGCCGGCGGCAUCCACCUCGCCGCCCUCGCCGCCGCCGCCACCCUCAGCAGGAUGCUCUAGAUGAGGAGGGGCUGUAGCUCUACAUGCCGCUGCUGCUUCGAUGAUCAACAUUCCUUUGUCUCAACUCGAUCAACAUUGUCCGCACAUUGCAUACAUAGUACAUGCUGCUUGUUGGUUGUUAUAAUGUUAUUAUGCUCUGCACUGGCGCACUGCUACCUGCUAGCUGCUGUACACUGUGGGGGCUCGUGCGGCAUGUGUUCUUUGGGCUGCUGCUGGGACGGUUACCGUUUCGAUGUGCUGAUGUGCAGUGGCAGUGACACAUAACCCCUUGGAUUCCUUCA